This is a messenger RNA of Oppiella nova, 708 nucleotides long. Lineage: Eukaryota; Metazoa; Arthropoda; Arachnida; Sarcoptiformes; Oppiidae. The record is from the annotation of a GenBank genome assembly.
GGAAGCGGUGGCAAAAAGAUGACCAAAAGUGAGUCCAAAGCCCAGACUCUGUCGACGCCAUCGAUGGCUAACUCGUUGGCGGCCAACAAGACAACGCCGAAAGACAUCGCAAUUGUCACUCAAAUACUGAAGGAUAUGGCGAUCACUGACUACGAGCCCCGAGUGGUGAACCAAAUGGUUGAGUUCACAUACAGUGAGUAUACUGUGGAUGAGUUUGUGUGGCAAUCAUGUGACCAAUUGGUGUGUCUUUGUCUGCCAUCGACCGCAUCGGUAGGGUAUGUGUCGAAUGUGUUAGAAGACGCGCAUCUGUUCUCGAGUUACGCCAAGAAGAAGGCCAUCGAUUCGGACGACAUCUCGCUGUCGGUUCAGCUACAGGUCGAUAAGGGCUUCACUGGUCCGCCGCCACGGGAUCUGUUGCUAGAGAUCGCGCGCACGAAGAAUAAUCAGACGCUUCCGGCCAUUAAGUCGCAUAACGGGCCGCGACUUCCCGCCGACCGAUACUCUCUGAUCGCCUGUAAUUACAAACAAAAGUCAAACAAAUCAAAGCCCCAGACCUUCAGGACAUCGAUGACCGGGACAUCGCUUCUCAAUAACUCGUCGUCCGUUUUGAAGCCUAUGUCCACAACGCCUAAGACUGGCUCUCAGAUACUGACCAUUAAGUCAAUGGAUGUCUCCCAGGGAUUGAAACGAAAGUUAGACGACUCUUGA